Messenger RNA from Eucalyptus grandis, 743 nucleotides. RefSeq names its product cyclin-dependent kinases regulatory subunit 1. Gene Ontology annotation, cellular component: cyclin-dependent protein kinase holoenzyme complex; SCF ubiquitin ligase complex. Bases 156 to 428 code for a protein of 90 amino acids. Gene Ontology annotation, molecular function: ubiquitin binding; cyclin-dependent protein serine/threonine kinase activator activity; protein kinase binding. The record is from RefSeq and is a predicted model, not a curated record. NCBI's taxonomy places the organism in Eukaryota, Viridiplantae, Streptophyta, Magnoliopsida, Myrtales, Myrtaceae. Gene Ontology annotation, biological process: regulation of mitotic cell cycle. The transcript is spliced from 4 exons.
CAUCACAUCGCCCGAACUCGACGAGAAUCAUGCAGUGCCGUGAUGAGAUGCAGAGGCAUUAUAAUUGAUAAAUCUGUUUGAAAAUUUUGCAAUGACGCCAAUUAUAUUGCUGGAUCGGUUGCGUUCUUAGAGGAUCGACCAUUUCGUUGGAGAGGAUGGGUCAGCAUCAGAUCCAGUAUUCCGAGAAGUACUGCGACGACGCGUACGAGUACAGGCAUGUGGUUCUUCCGCCUGAGGUCGCGAAACUUCUGCCCAAGAAUAGACUCCUCUCCGAAAAUGAGUGGCGUGCGAUUGGAGUUCAGCAGAGCCGUGGUUGGGUCCAUUACGCCAUCCAUCGCCCUGAGCCUCACAUCAUGCUCUUCCGGAGGCCUCUGAACUAUCAACAGCAGCAAGAGCACCCAGCCCAGCACAAUGUGCUUGCCGAGUGACGUGUUGCUGAGUCGAUUUCUUUGUAGGAUCACAACUUAUCUUGUCUACGAUGAGUGUGUAUUUUAAAGUUGUAUAGUUAUAGCAGAACGAAGUCAGUCCUCUGCUGCGAUUCCCCUUUUAGGAGGGUUUGUUCAGGUUUCGCUAUGUGAUCAGCGCGAUGAUCAUCUAGCACUGUGUGUGCAGUAGUGAUUGCUUGAAAGGAUUCGUAAGUUCACCUGUGGGAUUGCCUACUGGUUUAUCAUCUGUAUAUAAUGUUUUGCCCAAGAGGGCAUUGUUUGCCAAUGAUUUAUUGCGGGUAUGGCCUUGAGAGCUAA